This is a messenger RNA of Brassicogethes aeneus, 1823 nucleotides long. NCBI's taxonomy places the organism in Eukaryota, Metazoa, Arthropoda, Insecta, Coleoptera, Nitidulidae. The record is from the annotation of a GenBank genome assembly.
GAGACAUCAACUCUGGCUCCGGCAUCACUAACCAACUCUCAAACGGCUCGUACACGAAACGACACGCGAAUCAUCAUCGUAGGAGCCACUUUUUCCGAAACCGAGCCGCGAAAUUUGACGUUUAGAAAUCCGAUUUUUAUGACCUGAAAUUUUCGUGACUUGUGACUCGUUAACUUGUGGGAUUAUCUUUGUGAUUCGAUUGAUUUGAUGAUUGUGAUAUUUUGUGAUGUUUUGUGAUCCCGUUGGUCAAAUGAAACCGCUGAAGUUUCAGCAGUAUGCUUAUCCCUAGACGGUUUCAGCGAACAAGCGUUGCGCUGUCCGUGCUACUCAUUUUUUUCUUAUUAGACAUCAGGAUAGUUUUUUGUGUGAUCAACCUGGGGGCAGAGGUGUUCUGCAACAGAUUGCCAGGUUUAACGCAGAAACAAAGAGAAAUGUGCAAGACGUCGCCGGACGCCAUGGUUGCCGUUGGCGACGGCAUCCGAUUGGCUACGGAGGAGUGCAAAUAUCAGUUCAGGCAUCAUCGGUGGAAUUGUACGGGGAUCGAGAAUCCUUCUUCCUUUGGACACGUGGUUGUCGUGGGAUCAAGGGAAGCGGCUUUCACCUACGCCAUCUCAAGCGCCGGUGUAGCGUACGCGGUGACAGCAUCUUGUGCCAGGGGUAACAUCUCGGCGUGCGGGUGCGCCCCAGGUCCCAAGAUGCGGGAGCCAGGGCCUUCUGGAUGGAAAUGGGGUGGAUGCAGUGUCGACAUAAACUACGGAAUUCGUUUCGCAAGGAAGUUUAUGGACGCCAGGGAGUUCGAAGGAGACGAGAGGAGUCUGAUGAAUUUACAUAAUAAUAAGGCAGGAAGAAAGGCUGUGAAACUGAACCUGUUUACCGAAUGCAAGUGUCACGGCGUCUCGGGCAGCUGCACCAUGAAAACCUGCUGGAAAACCCUCCCGAACUUUCGGCAGGUGGGCGACAGCCUGAUGAAAAAGUACUACAAGGCGAAACCGGUGGCCGCCACUUCGGCUCAACCUGGGCCCAGGGGACUGGACGCGCAGCGCAAGCCCAAGAAGGUUAAUCUGGUGCUGAAGAAGGGCCGGAUACCGGUGAAGAAGAUGCCCAAAAAGUCAGAGCUGGUGUUUUUGCAGAUGUCGCCGAAUUAUUGCGAGAGGGAUUUGGCCAGCGGUUCGUUGGGCACGGUGGGAAGGGCUUGUAAUAGAACGUCAAAAGGUAUGAAUGGUUGCAACAUGAUGUGCUGUGGCAGAGGAUAUAAUACUCAUCAGUUUACCAAAACCGAACAAUGCAGAUGCAAAUUUCACUGGUGUUGUGAGGUUACUUGUGAUACGUGCAGUGAAAAAACUGAAGAGUAUACUUGCAAAUAACCAAGAGCUCAAUGAUUGGAAUCUUUUUUUAUUCCACAAAAGUCUCGAAUUAGUACUUUUAUCAUAUCAAAUUGUAUUUUACUCAUUUAACCCUACUGAUAAAAAAAUUAUCGUCCAUGUAUAUAGUUUUAAUAUAAAAUAUUUCAUAUUUAAGAAUGUGUUAAAAUAACUAAAUUGCAUUAAGUUACCAAAUCCAACAUUCCUUUGUAUUAUUGGUGUUAAACACAUUGUAAAUAGGUUUUAACGAAAAAAAAAAUAAGGUUUUAAUCCUUUUUUUUUUGUUAAAGUACGUGUUUUGUGUAAUUUUUGUACAAAUAUUUAGCGCUUAGCUCCCAGACAAUAUAAUUGAAAUAUUGACAACUAAUUAAGUACCUAUUUAUGUGUAGCUUUUUCCAAUUUAGAUAAGUAUUUAUUUCAGUAAUUUUAUAACUAGUAGAUGUAAUCUAUCUGUAUAUUGGC